GUCACCACGUUCGGUCAAAGCCAAAAAAGAAAACAAAAAUCCCAAUUCCCCUUCCAAGGCGGGGUCUUCCCCCCGUCGGCCCGAUUCAUUUCCCCCCAAUCGGUUGUUGAUGCCGAGAUUCUUGCGCACGCCACCUAAACUUAGACCCCUCUCCGAUCGAAUCCCUUUUCUUAUUCCAAUAAAAGGUAAACACACACAACACAGAGCAACGCAUCAUCAUCACCAUCUUCAUCACCAUCAUCACCAGCAUCGCGCCUAUUCAUAGUCCAAUCACUCCAUUGAAUUGUGAUCGAGCUUCCUUCCUUCAUCAAGAUUUAGCACCCGAUCGGAAUCUUGAAACCUGUGGCGCCCGACUCCUACUUCGCAGGUGUUUCUCGCCGCCGGAAAUCAAGAAUCAAGAAUCCCGGCCGACCCUGUACGAAUCGGCACCGUCUCUCGAUCUCGCUCGUUCUUCCUCCAACAAUCUGGAGGCGAACCGUAAACUCCUCGCGCACCCGCUUCUUAUGGCGUCACGCCUAGCCCGGCGCCUCCCUUCGAACCCCCUCCGCUUCCCUCGCAGAUCUCUGAACUCGACCCCUUCUUCCUCCGCUGACGCCGUCUCUCCCCUGAAUUUCGUCGAGAAACACAUGCCCGCCAUCGAGAAAUUAACCCCUGCCGACGCUCCCACCGCCACCGCCGCCACGACGAUCGACCUGGACAACACCAAGCGGCUCUUCGCCAGGGUGCCGACCGCGAAGCUGCUGCGGUCGUCGGCCGUCCUGCACGCGGCCGCGGUCGAGCCCGUGGUCAACGCGGGCACAUGGGUGAUGCAGUCGAGGCUCAUGGACGUGGGGCCCGUGCGCGGCGCCGUGCUGGGGGCGGUGAGGUGCACCUUCUUCGAGCACUUCUGCGCCGGGGAGGGCGCUGAGGAGGCGGUGGGGACGGUGGGGAAGCUGAACCGCACGGGGCUGCGGGGUAUGCUGGACUACGCGCUGGAGGACGCGGAGGACAACCAGGCGUGCGAUCGGAACAUGGCGGAGUUCCUCCGGACGGUCGAGUCCGCAAGAUCGCUCCCGCCAUCUUCUGUGAGUUUCAUCAUCGCGAAGAUCACGGCGAUCUGCCCCAUCGAUCUGCUCAAGCGCAUGAGCGACCUGCUCCGCUGGCAACGCAAGGACCCGUCGUUCCGACUCCCUUGGAAGUGCAAUUCCUUCCCGAUGUUUUCCGUCUCGAGCCCGCUCUACCACACGCCUUGCCGACCCGAGCACUUGAACCCUCAGGAGGAGCGCGAUCUCCUACUAGCCCACCAGAGACUGCAGACGCUCUGCCAGAAAUGCCGAGAGGCCAACAUCCCUCUGUGCAUCGAUGCAGAGUACACGGCCGUCCAGCCUGCCAUCGACUACUUCACGAACUCCACGAUAGUCGAGCACAACAAGCACGAGCCGUUCGUGUACGGGACGAUGCAAGCCUAUCUGAAGGACGCAAGGGAGAGAUUAUUCUUGGCGACUGAGGAGGCUGAGAAAAUGGGAGUCGUGAUGGGCGUCAAGUUGGUGAGAGGGGCUUACAUGUCUAGUGAAAGGAAGCUGGCACAUUCCCUGGGUCAGGAGUCGCCAAUUCACAAUACCAUCCAAGAGACUCACGAUUGCUACAAUGAAUGCGCAUCAUUCAUGCUCGAGAAGAUCGCCAGCAGGUCUGGCGCGGUCGUUUUCGCCACCCACAAUGUCGAAUCAGGAAAAUUGGCAGCGGCGAAAGCAAGAGAUUUGGGGGUAGGAAACGGAAACCGGAAGCUCGAGUUUGCGCAGCUAUACGGGAUGGCGGACUCGUUUUCGUUUGGCCUGAGGAAUGCUGGGUUCCAAGUGAGUAAGUACAUGCCGUUCGGCUCUGUGGAUAUGGUGAUCCCAUAUCUCCUAAGGCGGGCUGAAGAGAACCGAGGGAUGUUAUCGGCCUCAACCCUCGACCGGCAACUCACGAGAAAAGAGUUGUGGAGGAGACUGAAAGCUGCAAUUCUUUAAGGACAAGAGAAUGACUUUGAGCACAUCAGGAUUUGGAGAAUUGUACCAGAAGAUUAGAGGGGGAGAAGACUAAAAGGUGCUUGAGGUUGAAGAAUAUGUGAUAACUGAUUGCGUAAAAAGAAAACGAUAUCAAGGUGUAAAUAUGAUGUACUCUUGUGAAUAAUGAAAUAUAUCAUAAAGUUAAGGUUUCA
This is a messenger RNA of Syzygium oleosum, 2179 nucleotides long. RefSeq names its product proline dehydrogenase 2, mitochondrial-like. NCBI's taxonomy places the organism in Eukaryota, Viridiplantae, Streptophyta, Magnoliopsida, Myrtales, Myrtaceae. Gene Ontology annotation, cellular component: mitochondrion. Gene Ontology annotation, molecular function: FAD binding; proline dehydrogenase activity. The transcript has 4 exons. The record is from RefSeq and is a predicted model, not a curated record. The coding region runs from base 504 to 1988 and encodes 494 amino acids.